Erigeron canadensis is the source of this 870-nucleotide messenger RNA. Its product is annotated as transcription factor bHLH52-like. Gene Ontology annotation, biological process: regulation of DNA-templated transcription. The transcript is spliced from 3 exons. Lineage: Eukaryota; Viridiplantae; Streptophyta; Magnoliopsida; Asterales; Asteraceae. The record is from RefSeq and is a predicted model, not a curated record. Gene Ontology annotation, molecular function: protein dimerization activity; DNA-binding transcription factor activity. Bases 1 to 870 code for a protein of 289 amino acids.
AUGGCUGCUCUUAGCUUCCACUCCAACUGGCCAACACCUUCUACAUUCCAUCGCCGUAACACCGCGAUCGUCCCUCCGCCACCACCACCCGACUUCCUGCCUCCAUUCCAUGACAACUACCAUCAUUUCUCAACUUUCAACAAUAAUGCCUUCACUUCUAACCACCUCUCUUUUCAUAACUCAACAAAUUUUCCGACACUUUCAUCAUCAUCAUUUUAUAACAAUAAUAAUGAUGCAUUCUCUCCAUUGACAAAUCUUGCUCAAGAUCAAUUUUAUUCAAAUAAUCCACUCUUUGUCCCUAAUAAUGUAUUUGAUCAUCAUCAAGAAAUCUUGCCAAUGAAUAUUCCUAUGGAAUAUCAAACACACCCACAAUACAAUUCAUAUGAUUCAUAUUCUUCUUUUUUUCGUGAUCAAGAUUUGUGUCCAAUGGACCAAAUACUGCAGCCCGAAUUGCCACAAUUGCCCGAAAUUUAUAAUUUUGGUAAUGUGUGUAACGACAUUAUGGGUGAUAAUGUUAAACCGAAAAAGGAAAAUAACAAUAAUGGUAAUGGUGGAAAGGAGAGGAUAUCGGCGCAAAGUAUGGCAGCAAGAGUGAGGAGAAGGAAGAUAAGUGAGAAGACAUCAGAGCUAGGAAAGCUCGUUCCCGGUGGUCAUAAAAUGACCACGGCCGAAAUGUUUCAAGCCGCUUAUAAAUACAUCAAAUUCUUGCAAGCCCAAGUUGGUGUUUUGCAACUCAUGUCAUCCUCUCCGGAACUUCAAGCUUUCAUAACGUCCCCCGCCGUGCAAGAGAAGUUAUACACCGAGGAGAAGUGCAUUGUAUCCCAAACACUUGCCAGGACCAUAGCCGAUGAUGCUCAAAUUGAUUGGUAG